This is a messenger RNA of Oncorhynchus kisutch (coho salmon), 3398 nucleotides long. It is a transcript of the gene mat2al, whose product is annotated as methionine adenosyltransferase II, alpha-like. The coding region runs from base 2287 to 3312 and encodes 341 amino acids. Gene Ontology annotation, molecular function: ATP binding; methionine adenosyltransferase activity. Gene Ontology annotation, biological process: S-adenosylmethionine biosynthetic process. The transcript is spliced from 13 exons. Lineage: Eukaryota; Metazoa; Chordata; Actinopteri; Salmoniformes; Salmonidae. The record is from RefSeq and is a predicted model, not a curated record.
CUCUAACCACUAGGCUACCCUGCUGCCCCGUUAAGUGAACUGGGGAAAUCUUCAGGGGCUGUAGUAUUUAAUUAUGUAUUUCGUUUCCUUAGGGAGAUGAUAUUAUUGGGUAUGAUUUAGACCUUCACUGUCUCUGGUCCAAACUCCAGUCAAUUUGGUGGCGGUAAUGCACCUGAAAGUUGGUUGCCAACCGCCAUAUAAAAUCCACAGAAGAAGAAGCAGGAGUAGAGCGCUCGUCAAAGGAGUCAGCUCAUGGGUGACGACGGAUGGUCAUGUUGAAUACAUGAAGAGAAUUCCUGGUGCCCGGUGUCUGACCCGCUGGGUGAAUGGGGAAAAAGAAGGAAGUUUUUCGGUCCUGUUGUUUUUUUUAUAAAGAGCAAAUACCUACGCAUGUGAAGUUUGGUUACGUAAGAUACGCCGUAAGAACUUUCGUCCAAAAACCACUGCCGUUUAAGAAUUGUAAAGGAUUUUGCCAUGUUUCAAGUGUGUGCAGACUAACAGAGUAUAGUGAAGAACGGUGUGUAGAAGGAGAACGGUAUUGCAAUUGUGGUAGGGAUCAUGUUCCUGGAGUGCCAUGUAAGUGUGAAGGAAAUUGAGGUGGCAAGUGUUAAAGCGGUCGAAUCGCUUAUGCGGAGGCGAUUAAAAUAAUUUAGAAAACAAGUGAUGCUAGUGAAGAUAUGGUAGUGGAAACACCACAGCCUGUAGUAAAUGUUUGCUGUCAGACAGAAUAAACGCUGUGUGUCUUUUAAAAAGGUUUUUGUUUUGUUUUUUUGCGUUCAUUGCCACAGUUACAAAUUGUAGAGCACAAGUCAUAAAUAACAAACAAAAAAAACUGGACAUUAUUGUGGCUGUGGUAGAAACGUUUUUGGGACUCAAGGAUUUUACAUCUGAAGACUUGCAAGAUGUACUGACUGGAGCGGGAAGACCUGCCCUACCAGGUUCCCAUUGAGCCUGUGUAGGGAUAAGAUCUGUUUCAUUAAUUUAUUUUUAACAGAAAAGUUAUAUAGUUUUUUAAUUUGGGGGGGGGGGGAUCCUGUUUCCAUCCCGUGUAGUUGUCGGUAUGCACAUUAAAUUGUGUGGUCGCCAAGAUGCCGUAGAAGACGUUUCAGGCAGGACAGAGAAGGGAUUAAGCAAUUUUGUGACAGCCAGGAAGAUACAACUUGGAAUGUUAGCUAAGAUGCAUAACUUAUCAUGAAGUUAGCAUGCCAAUAGGACGAACUCCACAACAACUGAACAUAGUUGCUUGCACCACCUGGAUAGCUAGCAUUAGCCGGCUAACGUUACUGCUGACUGGUAGCAAGCUAGCAGGCUGGCUAGCUAGCACUAUCUGGCUACUGGCUAUAGUCAUGUUAGCUAGUAGUAGCUAGUGGAAGUAAGUUAGUCCCUCGACCAGCUACAAGAUGAAGCUGCCCGACCAGAGGUACCUGCUGCAGAAAGAACAUGCCUGCAAAAGGACAGACCUCAUCUGAGCAGAUCAUCAACUUCAUCCAGUUACAUCAGCCAGUACAGUAAGUUACAAUCGGGGUCUGCCCUGACAGUCCUGAAGAACGACGGAGAGGACUACAUCUUCACCACGGCAAACAGAUCCCUCUGUCCAGACCUUCAGUUCUGCUACCGGUACAAGAAAUUCACAACCUACUUCCAUUGACUGUUCACUCGUAUAGAGUGUUGGGCAUUCAGCUAUCGGUAGGAGCUGCCAACCUGAGGGAGUGACCCCAAUAAGGCAGCAUGCGGAUCCUUAAGGGUAAACUCCACCAAAGGACGAAAGUGUUAAAUCUCCCUGCGCCUGAAUGCUUACUAUGAGGCACGGGUGACUGACAUUGUCCUUGGCCGCUGGGAAAUGUUCCAGCACUCACAUUUUCUGGCACAGGAUAGUAGCGUCAACCCAUCUGACAUUGAGCAGGUGUGCAGAGAAGCAGUACAGGGUGAAGGGCACCACACCAGGACAGACCUAUACUGCGGACAUGCAUUUGUUCAGUAGGGCACACAGGAGCUCCAUGCAGACACCAGGCUGCUGUGGUCCAUAUAUACGAAUGCCUGUCCAGCAACUUCCUCCUGACAACAUUGGAGAUGAGGGAUGAGUUGCUGAAGACAACAGGAGAUCUCUGACACCACCAUCAUCAAUACUCCUCCAGCACUGUGUGUGUGAUGUCAUCCAUCUUGUCUCUGGCAUCUCUUUUUCUAAGUUCUGAUGGAUACCCUUUCACUACCUGUGGUGUGGGAAAAGGAUACAUCAACACCCUGAAGAGAUGUUUGGUGCACUCAUAACAUGUUUUUGAGUGAUUAAUGAGUAUCAUCUUCAAGGUUGAUAAGAAAGGAACAAGUCAAAAAGACAGAUUGAGGCUUUCAAUCGAACUGAGGACAGAGAAAUAUGUGUGCACUGGGUCAAGGCUUCUUGCAUGCAUAACUUUUAGAUGGUUUGACUAUAAGACGUGUAACGUGCUGGUGGCCCUAGAGCCCCAGGCAGAGGAGAUAUCAGUAUGUGUGUUUGAAGGCAAGGAUCAGGAUGACAUCGGAGCCGGAGAUCAGGGCCUGAUGUUUGGCUAUGCUACAGAUGAGACAGAGGAAUGUAUGCCUCUCACCAUCUUACUGGCCCACAAACUCAACCACAAGAUGAAGGAGCUGUCUGCCAACGGGGAGUGUCCUUGGAUCAGACCGGACUCUAAAACUCAGGUUACAGUGGAGUACCGUGAUAACAGUGGGGCCAUGGAGCCGGUGCGUGUCCAUACAGUGGUCAUCUCUGUGCAGCAUAGCCCUGAUGUCAGUCUGGAAGAGAUACGCCGUAGCCUGAUGGACAGCGUGGUUCGGAAGGUCAUCCCUGCCCGUUACCUAGACGACAAGACCAUCUACCACCUGCUGCCAAGUGGGAAGUUCCUUCUGGGCGGACCUCAGAGUGAUGCAGGACUGACAGGUCGUAAGAUCAUAGUGGACACGUAUGGAGGGUGGGGAGGGCAUGGUGGAGGGGCCUUCUCUGGAAAGGACUACUCUAAAGUGGACCGCUCUGGGGCCUAUGCAGCCCGCUGGGUGGCCAAGUCUCUGGUGAAAGCCAAGCUCUGCCGGAGAGCCUUGGUUCAGGUUUCGUAUGCCAUCGGUGUGGCUCACCCUCUGUCCAUCUCUGUGUUCCACUAUGGAACGUCCACCAGGCAGGAGGAUGAACUGCUGCAGAUCGUCAACAACAACUUUGACCUCAGGCCUGGGGUAAUUGUCAAAGAGCUGGGUCUGAAGCGGCCUAUCUACCAGUCCACUGCCUGCUAUGGACACUUCGGCCGGGACGAGUUCCCCUGGGAGAAGCCCAAGCCACUGCAGUUCUGAUGGAAACAACCACUCUUAUCACCUGGCUGUUUCUUGUAAAUCUGACUGCCAAAUAACACUAUCAGAUAAAAAGUGUAGAUCCUUUC